This is a messenger RNA of Aaosphaeria arxii CBS 175.79, 1518 nucleotides long. RefSeq lists its product as uncharacterized. The transcript has a single exon. NCBI's taxonomy places the organism in Eukaryota, Fungi, Ascomycota, Dothideomycetes, Pleosporales. Bases 1 to 1518 code for a protein of 505 amino acids. The record is from RefSeq and is a predicted model, not a curated record.
AUGCCCCCCUUAUCGCCUCCUCUGGAGCGUAGCUCUAGUCCUGAGCCAUGGGCGACCCCCUCGCUGGCACUGAACGCCGUCCCGCAACUCGACCGUUCCGUCUCCACCGCCUCUUCUGUCUCCUCAGUAUCUGGUCGUUCCGCCAGCUCGCGACUCUCCGAUGGUGGCAGGCGGAGGGGCUACAUGCGACCAGAGGGUACAGAGUUCUCUCAGUCGGCCAAGAACAGAGAGAGCGUCAUGUCCUUGGGUACCAUCGCCCACCUGCAGUACUACUUCGCCAGGACGGGUCUCCUCGACACCGCGACCGGCCGCACAUCCAAGGACAGGAAGAAGGGCUCCAGGACAGAGAGUGGAUCUGAUCGACCUGUCUCGGGCAUAUCGACCUCGGGCAUGGAUGGGGACAUGUCGUUCCUGUCGAUGCCUUCCCCAGACGGCACCACGGAUCAUCUUGGAGAGGGGCUCGUCGAGUCCCCUAUUGACGACACAGCCUCCAUGGCCUGGGACGACCAGGAACCCGUCAUGCUGCCUCCGACGGUGAGCACGUACAAGAUGGCUCCCGUCUACGUACCGCCGCCACCAGACAUGGCCAUCCUUCGCCGCGAACUGCGUGAGUCCCUCGAAGAGGCCAAGAAGCACCUACGCGAGUUGGAAAAGGGCCAGGCCACGAGCGACGCGACAACCGAUGGCGACGCGCAACGUCGCGUUCCCGACCCAACUCCUGAAUGGCACGAGAUCCAGGGCUUGAACCUCCUUGACGUUGCUACCCUUGCCAUCCGGGCAGCGAAGAACUACUAUACUGCACAUGAGGAACCGCAGCGACUCUACGCCAUCAAGUCCGAGCGUGAAAUCAGGAAGGAACUGUAUGACGUGCUCGACGUCCUCAAACGCCUAGCUAUUCGCAACUUCGCCAACGGCGUCCAAUCCUACGAAACUUCUCACAUCAAGACCUGGGUGUUUGGCAUCAGCAAGUUGCUGGACACGGAAGAAGAGAAGGAGAAGCAGGAACGCGAGGAGCGCGAGAGUUGGACCUGGCUAGAGGGCGACUGGACUGGUAAGGAGAGGGAGCGGGAGUUGCUCUUCUUGAAGUCCUUCGAUCCCACCCCCGAGCCUCUGCCGGAAUGGACAGAUCCAGAGGUGGGCCAGGUACCGACGCCGUUCCUCACAUCAUUGCAGAACGGGCUGCGCCUCGUUCACCUCCACAACGCACUUGUCAAUAAGUCACGACGUCAUUUCGAAGAAAUCAAAUCCUACCACACAGACACGGCCAAACCGUAUCGUUGUGCAGACAACUUGCGGUACUGGGCCAAGGCGGCGGAACUGCGCUGGGACAUCAAGCUGGACAUUGAUGUCAUGGGCGUAGUCACCGGCACCGACAUCGAGGCGUGGAAGAAGUUCGACGCCGCCGUCCUGACGUGGGCAUCAGGAGUGCGGGAAGAGAUCACUUCCGAGUGGAGGGAGCAGAAGAACCCGGCGAAGACGCCUACGCUCCAGAUCGAUCCCAGCUACGAUGCUUUGUAA